Molecule: messenger RNA, 498 nt
Organism: Ectocarpus sp. CCAP 1310/34
Lineage: Eukaryota; Phaeophyceae; Ectocarpales; Ectocarpaceae
Source: the annotation of a GenBank genome assembly
GGACAGACGACCACAAUCCGAGAUGCUGUUCACGAAGCGGAACCUGCGGUCGGUAGUCUUCCAAAGACGCAUGCAGCUGCACGACAGCGUAGAUGUAGAGUUGAGAAACCUCCACACCCAGCACUGGCUCUAGAGGGCGAACCAGAGGCUAAACUGCCCAGACAACACGAGAGCUAUGUAUUUAAUGCAUGAGAUGACGGCCGGCACAGGUCGUGCUGACAGAUGACCCCUCGGAGAGGUAGGCGGGGCAACCGGGCUGGUGGGGCUAACAACCCCACAGGUCAACCGGCUACGCCACCGGCUACGCCUCGGAACCAGCCUGGGAGCUCUGUUACACCCGGAAGCGGGGGUAUGCAGCCAACAUGGGACCUUCGACAGCAUACGGAAGGCACGCUAACCCCGCGUACUCCAGUGGUCGACAACUCAGGGGGAUACGUAACAAGUGAACGGCCACGGAUCGGGAGCAGGAGAGAGGGCAACCUAACCACUGAGGUGCGC